Molecule: messenger RNA, 2187 nt
Organism: Engraulis encrasicolus (European anchovy)
Lineage: Eukaryota; Metazoa; Chordata; Actinopteri; Clupeiformes; Engraulidae
Gene: nipa2
Product: NIPA magnesium transporter 2
Exons: 6
Coding region: 463-1731 (422 amino acids)
Biological process (GO): magnesium ion transport
Cellular component (GO): membrane
Molecular function (GO): magnesium ion transmembrane transporter activity
Source: RefSeq, a predicted model, not a curated record
AUUCAUUAUGUUAGCCAGUUUGAUACAUCGAACAUUAGCUUAAUGGUUACAACAACGAUUAAAAAAGUUAAGGCUGAAUGCCACUGGUUCUCAUAGGGUAUGUUGCCCUAAGGACUGUCACAAACGGGUUUCAAUUGCAAAUACCAGGCAACUGGAGAUAGUUCCACACACAAUGCCGUGUUGUCAAUGAAUAACUCGCUUAUCUGUGGAGAAGCUGGUAUCUGUUAGUCGUGUGACUCGCUUAAGUCAUUUUCGUUUCGUGUAUGCCUUGUUUACAAAGUUAUGGGUAAGUUAAGUGCAUAAUAUGCUACUAUUUGGCUGGUUGUUUAACACACACCCACCUACACUAAGGAAGAUUCACUUCCUCAUUUGCUCAGACAGUGCACAAGACGUUGACAGUGCCGCACUAGAUUACAGUAAUGCUGCCUGGACCUAACCCUUGUUUUAUGAUCACAUUGGAAAAUGAACACAUCCAUAGACAAUCAGACUGUGUCAUUAUGCAAUGUGACAUACCCAUCGGGUUAUACGGUUGGUCAGGACUGCAACACUGGUCAACAACUGCAGUGUUGGGUUAUCAAUGAGACGGCCGUCAACAGUACAUUAGGAAUAGCAAUGGGUCAGGACCGGGGUCAGUAUGACUUCUACAUCGGCCUGGUCUUGGCCAUCAGCUCCAGCAUAUUCAUCGGUGGGAGCUUCAUACUGAAGAAGAAAGGACUCCUUCGCCUGGCCAGGAAAGGAUCCAUGAGAGCAGGACAGGGUGGCCAUGCAUACCUAAAAGAAUGGCUAUGGUGGGCCGGCUUGCUAUCAAUGGGGGCUGGUGAGGCGGCUAACUUCGCAGCAUACGCAUUCGCUCCCGCCACACUGGUAACACCACUCGGAGCACUCAGCGUCCUUGUGAGCGCAAUCCUGUCCUCCUACUUCUUGACGGAGAGGCUGAACCUGCAUGGGAAGCUGGGCUGUCUGCUCAGUAUCUUGGGGUCCACCACCAUGGUCAUCCAUGCCCCGAAGGAGGAGGAGAUUGACAGCCUGGAGGUGAUGUCCAGGAAGCUGGUAGACCCAGGUUUCGUGUUGUUUGCCACCUGCGUCAUCAUCGUGGCCCUCAUCUUCAUCUUCGUGGUGGGACCACGGCACGGCCAGACCAACAUCCUGGUCUACAUCACCAUCUGCUCAGUGAUCGGAGCGCUGUCCGUGUCCUGCGUCAAGGGUCUGGGCAUCGGCAUCAAGGAGGCCAUCGCGGGCCAUUCGGUGUUCACCAACCCGCUGUUCUGGGUGCUGCUGCUGGGCCUGGUGGCCUGCGUCAGCACGCAGAUCAACUACCUGAACAAGGCGCUGGACAUCUUCAACACCUCGCUGGUGACGCCCAUCUACUACGUGUUCUUCACCACGUCGGUGCUGAGCUGUUCGGCCAUCCUCUUCAAGGAGUGGGAGCACAUGGGCGCGGACGACGUCAUCGGCACCCUCAGCGGCUUCAUCACCAUCAUCGUGGGCAUCUUCCUGCUGCACGCCUUCAAGGACGUCAACGUCAGCCUGUCCACGCUGGCCGUGUCCAUCCGCAAGGAGGAGAGGCCCGGGGGCUCCUCCGCCACGCCCAACGGCCUGGCCUCCUCCUCCUCCUCCUCUCACGGACACUCCACCUAUGAACUGCUGCACAACGAGGCCAGCGACGACAUGGAGAUCGGACUGCCGUUUGACAGCAUCUCCAGGAGGAACGGUUCGGUAACCACGUCGUAAAUGAGGUUGCGACGUCGUCGGGAUGGCGAGGGGUGGGUGUGGGUUGCAUCUACAAGUCAGAUGAUGGAACUUGGUUGUGGACAUCCCGUCCCAUGUUUUUAUUUAAAAACAAGGCUUAACUUAAGACAAUCACCUCUUGGGGCUAAAAAAAAAAAAGGAUGACUUGGAUGGACCAAUCGAUUGUAACUACUGUUUUUUUAUUAUAAUAAUUAUUUGCCUUAUUAAAACUUAUGGUUUGACUAAAAAAAACUUUAAAAACUACACUACAUGGUUAGGCUUCUUCAUCUCAUUCUCCAUGUAGCACUGUAAAUAUCCUCUGUUUUUAAGAGCUUUUGUUAGAAUUUCUGUACAGAUGUCUGUAUUUACAUGCACUGAGUUUAUUUCUACCAGUUGACUAUUGAUUGCGUUAUCUUUGUAAUAAAGUCGACCCAUGUAAAGACAUGAGAAUCCACUAAA